Paraglomus brasilianum is the source of this 136-nucleotide messenger RNA. NCBI's taxonomy places the organism in Eukaryota, Fungi, Glomeromycota, Glomeromycetes, Paraglomerales, Paraglomeraceae. The record is from the annotation of a GenBank genome assembly.
AUGGCAGAAGAAGCUGAUAAAAAUGCGAGAGUGUACCUCCAAAGGUUUGAGAAAUUUCACGGCCCCUUAGAAGAUGAUCUAGGUGUGUUAAUAAAGAAAUUCGCUGAUAUAGGGGUAAAGAAAUUUUGGUUUACUG